Molecule: messenger RNA, 5391 nt
Organism: Aegilops tauschii subsp. strangulata
Lineage: Eukaryota; Viridiplantae; Streptophyta; Magnoliopsida; Poales; Poaceae
Source: RefSeq, a predicted model, not a curated record
CCUUCUACAAACACAUCAAUACACUUGCAGGAGAGAGCAAGAGCUUGUUGUGAAGCCAUGAGUGGGGUUGGGGAGAUGAUUGGGAUGAUGAUCGCGAGUGCCUUGGUGAGGCAAAUCACUAGCAGGCUAAUCAAGAUCGCGGGAGAUGAGAUCUCUCUGCAGUGGAAGUUUAAAGGCAAGGUGGAUAAAAUGGUGGAGAAAAUGAAAUAUCUGGCAGCCGUGAUGCAUGAUGCUGACGAGAAGGUGCGCCGAGGAGGAAGGCAUGGAGAAAUAGUCGGGUUGUGGCUCAUGAAAUUGAAAUCUCUCUCCCACGACCUUGAGGAUCUGCUGGACGACUUGGACACUAAGAAUAACGAAGCAAAGCUCAAGGUAUUCUUUUCCCGGAACAAUCAGGCCUACCAGUGGAUAACCAGACCCCGCAAUUUGGAGGACUUGGGGAAGAGAAUAGAAGAAAUAAAAAAUGAGGGCAUGUCGUUCAAUCUGGAUCCUGAAGCACGGGUAGAACAAAGCAGAAAAAAAGAAACUUUUUCAGCCAACAGUGACCGAGGCACGACAGCUGGAAUGCAAGGGAGGAGCGCUGAAAAGGACAAGUUAAUCAGAUUGCUAUUGAGAACUGAAGCUAAUAAGAUCUCCAUCAUUCCAAUUGUUGGGCUUGGUGGUAUAGGGAAGACAACAUUGGCCCGAUCAGUUUUUGCAGACAAGAGGGUCAACGUCUUCGACAUCCAAGCCUGGGUUUUUGUGUCUGAGAAGUUUGAUUUGCAUAAAAUUGUGAGAACCAUCAUCAGAAGCAUUGAUACAAAUAUCAAUCUUGACAGCAAUGAUUUGGAGUUUCUACAUAAUAUUCUUCGAGGCAAACUUGCUGGUAAAAAGUACUUGAUUGUUUUGGAUGAUUUCUGGGAAGAAGAUGUUGAUAACCUGGAAGAGCUGAAGCAGAUGCUACAACAUGGCUCCAAUGGUAGUAAGAUUAUAGUUACUACGCGUCAACAAAGCGUAGUGAAAAAAAUGACCACCGGUUAUCUUGCACAUGAGACUGAGAGGGCAAUUCUCCCUGUGCAUGAGUCUGACCGAAUCAAUUUGGGUGUUCUGCCAACGGAUGACUGCUGGGAGUUAAUGAAGAUAAGGGCAUUUGGGCCUGAUGAUGACCAGAUUCCCUUUGAACAGAUCGGGUAUGAAAUUGCAAGUAAAUGUGGAGGUAUACCACUCGUGGCAAAUGCUUUUGGGAAAGUAAUGUCAGAAAAUAAGGACAUCAAGGCAUGGCAAGAUAUAAAAGUGAGGAUGGUUGAUUUGGGUUUGAGAGGUGAACAUCAAAAAGACACAUUAGAAUCCCUCAAGUUGAGCUAUUAUUUCAUGAAGCUAGAGUUCAAAAUUUGUUUCGCGUAUUUGGCGACAUUUCCCAAGGGAUUCAUUAUGGACACCAACCGUCUAAUCCAGCAAUGGAAAGCUCUUGGAUACAUUUAUUCAGAACAUGAUGGUAAAAGUUGCAUUGACUACCUUCUUGGGAUGUCGUUUCUUCAGAUUUCAGGACCUCCUUCGGCUAGUCAAAGUGUAGCACAUGCCAAUGCUUCUGUGGAGCUUACCAUGCAUGAUCUGGUACAUGAUCUUGCGAAAGUAAUUAUUGGUGAUGAAUUCCUUGUUUUGGAUGCUGAUGAUGCUACUGGGCUAAGGACUUCGAAAAAAGAUAUUCACUGCCGACAUGCAGAGUUGAUACAAUACAUGAAUCAAUCCAAGAAUCAAUCCAAAGGCCUACAAGAAUCAAUCCAGAUACAAUACAAGAAUCAAUCCGAAGUUUUCAAGUAUCUGCCAAAAAAGCUUAGAUCCCUCCAUAUUAGAGAUUCACAGAAAUGGCAACUCCCUCGAAAGGCCUUUUCUCGAUCCAAGUACAUGCGUGUCUUGGACCUGGCAUGUUCAGUAGGGCAAAUCUCUGAAGGGCAAUCUACGUCAAGCAAGAUCAGGCUGCCACGAUCCAUAAAAAAAAUGAAGCUUCUUAGGUACCUGGAUGCCACGGGAUUGCCAGUUUCUUCACUCUCUAAGUCUAUGCAUACACUUCAAAAUAUGGAAACUCUGAUAAUGUCCAAUUGCUCACUUGAAACCUUGCCUGACAAUGUCUGUAGCCUCCACAAACUUUGCUAUCUUGACCUAUCCGGUAAUAGAAGCCUUAAUAACUUACCUACAUUGUUGGGUAAGCUCUCUAAACUCUCUUUCCUGAACUUAUCGGGGUGUUCUAUACUCCAAGAGGUGCCGAAAUCCAUGUGCCAGCUGACAUGCUUACAACACCUAGACAUGUCAGAGUGUCGUGCCAUUCAAAAUCUCCCUGAUAAGUUUGGUAGCCUCCCAAAUAUCUUAUUCCUAAAUUUGUCAGGUUGUUCAAAAUUAACCAAACUACCUGACAGUGUUAACCUUGAGUCUUUGAAGCACCUCGACCUAUCAAGUUGCCACGAGCUAGAAAACCUGCCACAAGAUUUUGGUAAUCUUCAAAAUCUUGUGUUCUUAAGGCUCUCUGAUUGCUACAAGGUUUCAGUGCUCCCAGAAACAUUUUGCCAGCUUGUUCACCUGAAAUACCUAGAUCUUUCAGAUUGCCAUGGCCUUAGGGAACUCCCAGCGUGUUUUGGUAACCUUUCAGAGCUUCAUUCUUUGAACCUGACAAGUUGUUCCAAGCUACAAGUACUGCCUGACUCAUUCUGCAAGUUGUUUAAGCUGAGGCAUCUCAAUUUGUCAUAUUGUAUGAGACUAGAAGAGCUCCCACGCUCGUUAGGUGACCUUAAGCUUGAAUUAUUGGACAUCACUGCUGUAACUUUACAUGAUUUACCAGAUAGCAUCCGUGGCAUGACUACACUCACUCAACUUCUGGUCUCGUCAGCACAAGAAGCAGUGCUUGACAAGGUUCAUGACAUUCUGAAGCAUCUAACGCCAGAGAUGAAAGUACAUUAUGUAGAUCAGAUUGAAAACAAAGGAUGCAGCAGUAUUGUGGAGUUAGCACAGUUGACCUGUCAAGAGCUGCAAGUCUUACAACUUGAUAAUGUGAUGCAUCCGGAAGAUGCAGAGAGAGUGAAGUUGCGUGAUAAAAUAGAUCUUCGGGUGCUAAGUCUUGGUUGGGGAGACCAAGCAAAGGAGGGAAAAUCUGUGCUUGAGAGGCUCAUACCUCCUCGCACUCUUGAACGUUUUGUUCUACAGGGGUAUAUGAGCAAGGAUUUCCCUAACUGGAUGUCUGACAUCUCCACCUACCUUCCUUCUCUCACCUUUCUCUGCCUUUACAAUUUAGGAACAUGUGAUGAUCUUCCGCCAUUUGGGCAGCUACCAAAUUUAAGAGAUCUACAUAUGUACAAUAUUCCUAACAUCACAAAAAUUGGCAAGGAAUUCUAUGGAGGUGGAACCUGUAGGAAAUUAAGAGAUAUACAUCUGAAUUCAAUGGAGAAUUUGGAGGAAUGGUGGACAACACAGUCAGGUGAAGAAAAUGAAGAGUUCUUAAUCCCUAAUUUGCAUGGUUUGGAUAUAAUUGGCUGCCCCAAGUUAAAGUUCCUACCAUAUCCCCCGAGGAGUAUGUUUUGGUACUUGACUAACAGUAACAUGGUUUUACCGGAAGGGGGAUUUGGGAAGCUUUCGUCUUUGACUCUACCUUUUCAGAUGGUAGUAAGAAGCUGCCAUUUCGCCCCAGACAAGUGGGAUAGGCUUAAACACCUCCCCACCCUUGAGAUAUUUCAAGUUCUUUCCUGCAACGGCUUGAGGGCGUUGCCAGAGGUCUUUCGAUGCUUAACCUCCCUCACAAAACUAAAAUUAUCGUCCUUGAUGGACCUGGUGUUACUGCCUGAAUGGUUGGGGCACCUCACUUCUCUAGAAGUCAUUUACAUAGAUCAUUGUCCCAUGGUGACAUCUUUACCUGAAAGCAUGAAGAAUCUCACCGCUCUUAAAGAACUACGGUUGGACCAGUGCGAAGGUCUAAAAGUAUUGCCAGAAUGGCUGGGACAGCUCAUCUCCCUACAAGAUUUGCGUAUCACUCGUUGCCACAACCUGACAUCUUUGCCAGAAUGGAUGGGACAGCUCAAUAUCUCCCUAGAAGAUUUGCGUACAGGCACUGUUGGAUUAUCGCGUCCCACAACGUGACAUCUUUGCCGGUAAGCAUGAAGUGUCUUACUGCUCUCAGAUUACUAUGGUUGGGCCCAUGUGAAGGUCUAUACGUAAGCCAGAAUGGCUGGGACAGCUCAUCUCCCUUCAAGAAUUUAACACCAUUGAUUGUCCAAACCUGACACGUUUGCCUGAAAGCACACGGAACCUAGGUGCGUUGAAGAAACUCUGCAUUUGGGGCUGUCCUAGUCUGGUUGAGAGGUGACAAGGGGAGUACGCUGGCAUGAUUUCUCACAGCCAGCAACUCACAUUACAGAGAUGAACUAGAAGAACUAGAGUACAAGAGACGGGGUCGACUUCUGAAGACUGCGGGAGCAAGAGGAGCUGGGGGCGCAACAGUAUAUUGGCCGUGCAGUCAGUUGCUGCCUUCUGAUCCAACCACGCAGCGGCGGCGGCGCGCGGCGUCACCUGCAAGUAAAAAUCUUUCUGAAAAUCUGAUCGUAUUUGUUAUGUUUCACAUGUAAUUCUGAUAGUCUUUACAAAGGGUAAUGGCAGGAGUUUAGGAUUAAAGCAGGUUUGAUAUAAAAUGUUUACUUGAACUAGAGCUUCAAAUCUACGAGCAGAGCUAGGCAUUUUUCCGCAAAUUUUGGCAGCAACGUUCAGUACCUCACGGAAGUGAAGGAGUAACUAUGCACGUGGAGAGGACAUGAGGUUCAAGAAGACACAGGAUGCUCUCCUUGCCAGCAUUGAUGCGGGUGAGCAACGGACCGAUGGAGGUGGAUGCAAGAGUUUCGACAUGGAAUGGAAGGAGAGCGAAUCGAGCCUGCCAUGGGACAACAGGAUAGAAACACUCCUUCUGAUCUUGGAUCAUAUACUCACAUGGAGGAGGAGGAGAGCCAUGACGCGAUGUGGUCAAGUGGCAGACCAAAGUAUGAGGUUGCAACAACAUUGAUCUGCCCUUCUCCAGAUGCAUGGUGAACGUACCCCUUCUCUCUUGUCAGUUAAGACAGCAGCGACGGCCAAGGUCGGCGCGAUCUGGAAUCCAGCAGAGCAUGCAUGAUGUUUCCUCUGUUUGUAUUCUGAGCUGGAUGGCAGCGGACUGAUAGGCAAUCAGAAUCAGGCAGGGUGAACUACUGUGAUGCUCUGCAUGCGUUCAACCUGGGCCCUAUCUACAACGCUAGAUGGUGUACAUGGACCAGAAAUCAUGGGGAUGGUGUUUGCUAGCUGGGGAAGGCUGGUUAACGGUUACAGUAAUCUUGUCCUUUGUUGACAACAGCUAGACAAAUGUAACUUACGAGUUCGGUUAAAUGUGAAUUACUGACUGGUAAUAAA